AUCAGUGAGCCAUCAGAGGAGCGAGGUGCCAGUAGUGAGUGGAUUUAGAUUCGAAUUCCUUUCAACGCUGAAUUGCUGAAUACUAACAGUCGCCGCGCCACGCUCUCAGUUGGGGGCUAACGAGGUUAGAACGCGCCCGGAACGUGAAGCGAAUCUCCAGAAAAAGGUGGUUCGGUGUUGUGAUAGUGACCGCUCCUAGGUGAGCCUUCGAGGCUCCACGGUGGUGUAGUGUUUCACUUGUUUUAGGUGCCAGUUACGCAAGGUGACACCCAAGCACGCAUCCCAAGCGCAUUAGAAAAAGCCGAGCCGAGGGUAGAAAAAACGGCGUUUAAGUGCGCGAUACCAACCGUCACAAAAAGGCACAUACCUCACCGUCAAGUGUUACGCACGAGUGACACGCCAUCAAAAAAACAUCCGAAGCGCUUCUUCCAGAACAGGUGGUGGCGUUCGUCUAAUGACGCGCCGGUCCGGCCCAACGAGCGGAACGCGUUCUAACUGAAAACAUCGAACGGUCAUAAAUUAUUGAACGAAACCUCGAUCAUACAGCAACACCCCAAUCCUGCAACAGCGACAAAAUGGCCAACGUCCGAUGGCAGCUACAUUCUCCGGGCCGUCAACCGGCAACAGUCAGCGGUAUUGCCGCAGUGCUUGCGUGCUGCGCCGUGUUUCUAGCCGUGCCCCACCCAUCAGAAGCCUCCGCGAACAGUGUCUUUAAGGCGCUGGCCAUCGGGGCCAGCACGCAAUCCGUCACUUCCAGCACACUGUCCUGGGAGAAGUUUAGUGCCGCCGAAGGCCACAUACACUACGCCGUGCGAUCGUACGAACCGGAGCCGCAUUCGAAGGAAAGCCUCGAAACAACGGAUCACCUGCACCCACCGAGCUAUAUCUGCCGGGUGGAGAUCGAAGGCAUUCUCACGGCCGGCCAAACGGUGGUGUCGGAAGAGAGCAGCGACACCACGAUCUGCAUCGUGGCUGCCCAACUGUCCGAAGUGGAGCGCCACCACGCGUUCGAAGUGCUGAUCAACAAGGGCGGUGGCGGAAAGCUGUUGUGGCGGCCAUGGGAUCGCUACCAUGCCGGCAUUUUCGGAGGUGCUGUCAGUGCCGGAAUGGGCAAGUUCUCCGAUUACUACAUUGCCCGGCUGAAGCCGGCGCACGGCGAGGGGCACCAUCAUGGUGGCGCGGGACACCACUACGUGGUUGGAAACUUUGAUCCGAGCGUCAAGCUUGUUGGCCGCAUCCACGCUCCCCUGCCCGGGUCCAAGUCGAGCACGGAACACGAGCACGGUGAAAUUCUCGUCGAGAUCGAACCGGUCAAGUACGAAUUGCGGGCGAUCAAGCUGAACAAACUGCGAACGGCCAUCAAGAAGAACACCACCGUCUUGGGUUCGACGAUCCUUUCGAACAUGGACGAUAAAACGAGCCAGGCGGAAACGGUCAUUACGUACGACUUUGUGAAGGAAAUCUACUGGGGCAAGCACGAUGGCGUCGUGCAGGGUCUGUUCACGAAGGUGUACGAUUCGCGGACACCGCAGGCGACGAACGUAACGUGGGGCAUCAAGAACUCGGAGCGACGGUUCGAGACGAAAGCGGUCAACACGAUGCUGGAUCCGGGUACGGCCAUCAAUGUGACACUGUUCGGGAACUACACCGAAAUGGAGGCACCGUACUCGGCCACGCUGAAGGCGUACUACGACGACAACAGUGAUCCCGUCAGCAGACGGCUGAGCGCGACCAUGGUCAGUCGUGAUAUGGAGGACGUAAAGAUCGAGUUCAGCCCGGUCUAUUGGAUCCAAAACGGAACGCUCGUCCCGACGACGACGACGACGACGACCACAACCACGACGACAACCACCACCACAACCACGACGACCGAAAAAACCACCGAAAAAGCGAAACCAUCAACCGAUCAACCGGUACCGAUCAGCAGUACCCCAACGGAGGGCGCCAACGGGCUGAUGGAUGACGAUGGCAUGAGCAACGAGAUCGGCCCCCUGAGCAAUGAGCUAAACAAUCGGAGCAACGAAAAGCUCGAAGGCGCCGCCGGUGGCUCCCAUCGUAGCCGUAGCUCCACCACCGGAAAUGCGGCCACCAGUCUGCGGCCCGUUGCGAGCAUAUCUUCGUUGCUCCUCCUGCUUCCGGUCUUCGGUUUGCACCGUAGGGCUUAGGGCGGAUGUGACGGAUUUGGCGUAGCGUGUUGCGCUAUCGAAUCAUCAUUGUUCACCAGCCUCCCUCAUUAAUUAUCGUUUUUUUGGUGAUCUCUCUCAUCUGUUGAGGUCCAGUUUUGAGGAGCUUUUUUUCCUUUCCGGCGAAAGAGCAAAACUUUGUUUUUAGUCCUUUAAGCGUCAGCCAGUCAGAAUUGUGAAUUGAGGAUUUAUAUAAUAAGAGCUUCAACAGGACCGUGGGGUCCGUGAGCCGCCAUCGCUAUUAUGGUGUGCCGGCGCAGCUGCGCUCCUAAGAUCCCGAUGCAUAUGAUUCCGUACCAAAACCGCCGGUAAUGAAAAGCGGAGUCCGAUCGGAUGUUUUGGGGUUUCGUUCGUUUAGAUGUAUCGAUUAAGCUUAGCAUAGUGCGGAAAGAAAGAGGCCGAAUUGUCGGAGCGAAAACAUUUAAGUAAAAGAAAAACGUUACGGUAUUCAAUUACCCGUUAACUUCUCUGUGUAUAUAGUGCAACAAACAAAAUGAGUACCCCACGAUCAUACUGAUCCUCAGAAGGGCAAGCUUUCAAGAGUCGUCCCACCACAUCACCGCAUGAGCCGUGAACUUUCUUUGCUUUCUCAGACCUGCUCCCGGCAGGCAGGCAGACGGUCGAAUUCGAAAGUCUUAUGAAGUGCUUUUAUGCGGUGGAAACAUUCAAGCUUAGGGCAUCCGCAGCAGAGAACCGAUGAAACACAUUCCACGGUGUUGUCGUAGGGGGCAGUGUUAGGCGAAGUGGAACGCACGAAAGGCGCGUGACAUCCUUUGUGGCGUAAGAAAAGUGGUGACACGAAUUCUAAAUUUUACGAACGACGAUACUGCACACGUACAAUAGAAAUACGAAGUUGUUGUUUUGUUUUCAAUUCCCAAAACAGCCAAAACACACUUUUUAUUCACUACACACCUUUCGGCGUGCGCAACACUAUUCAAAGCUAAGAAGCACCGACAAAAUGAAUUAAGUUCCCUUCUUCGAACUCACGCUUAUUGAUUAUUUAUUGUAACUAGAUAUGUGUUAAGAGUUUUAGUUCGUUCAAAUCUCUUCCUUUUUAUCUCAAUAAAGUGUCAGCUUAUUUCUCAACCACAUUGUUUUGCCUGUUUAUUUUAUGUUUUCAUGCUCCCCCACAACACUUUGCUCGGUCAAAAGCAUAAAACUGUCGAACACAGAUAUGAAGGAAAUAGAAAAUGGCCAUUCUCGAUUCACAAACGGUCAAAAUGGUCAGGAAUUAAAGAGGUCAAAUAGAUGGAAACCAACAAUCGAACAUGCCGCAAAAUUAGGAAUCAGGAAAAGUACAAAUUAUUCAACUCUCGAUUGAAUGCGUACUGCAAAGUGACUUUCCAAAGCUCGAAUUGACUGAACAAUAGAAAACAACAAACAUACACAACAUGACACACAACCUUGAUAUAACACGAUCUUUUCACAAAACAAAGCCAAAACAAACAGCAAAACUGCAAACCGUAUUCUUACAUAACAUAAAAAUGCCUUGCGUGUGCUCUUGUGUGAUGAACAUUGUGGUACUUCUACAAAAAUGGUAGCAAUCGUAGUUCAAAUGUAGUGGGAAACACAAAAACGUAAACAAUAGAAAAGCCGGUCAAAAGAUAGCUUGAAGAACGUCACAAUUUGAUGAAGAUGGAAGCGAACCGGAAAGCAAGGGAAAGCAACGAAGAACGGCUCGCGAACUGGUGGUUUCGGAAAGGGUGGCGCAUUCCGGUGGACGGACGUCCCUUCGUAACGAAGGAAUCAACCGGUUAAAGCUACACGGUGGUCAAAGGAAAAGUGUCCCCCAUUUGCACAGUUCAGUGGCGCGCGGAAACAAAUGAAUUGAUUUAGAAAAUAGAGAGUAAUCUUUAAAGCGACAACAAAAAAACAAUCAAAAACCAACAAAAAAGCUUAAAAAAGACUAACUAAUCGUUGCCUUCAGUUGCUGUGUUGCUUGGGGUGGUACACACGUCGUUGUAUAAUUACUGCUGCUUGUUAUUGCUUCAAUUAGUGCGCGCCGUCAUCUGCUUCACGUGAUCCGACCGCGAUCGCCAUGUGUAUGAUAUAAUUUGUAAGAACAAUAAUCGGAAGAUCGCGAAACGAGCGAAGCGAAAAACAUACGUUGAGCGAAAUUAUGCAAACAAUGGGUAACAUUUGAAUAGAAAACUGAUUGGUUUACGAAGUGAUAAAAACGCGCCAAUUACACACCACAUAGGCUUCUUUCGGUCGAACUCGAACUAUGGCCAAUUGUUUACGGAAAAACAGAACAACAUUGGAACUCGAAUCAUCAACAAAAUUGGGGAUUAAG
Messenger RNA from Anopheles bellator, 4476 nucleotides. It is a transcript of the gene uzip, whose product is annotated as protein unzipped. NCBI's taxonomy places the organism in Eukaryota, Metazoa, Arthropoda, Insecta, Diptera, Culicidae. The transcript is spliced from 7 exons. The record is from RefSeq and is a predicted model, not a curated record. Bases 576 to 2165 code for a protein of 529 amino acids.